CCUUCAUUUGAUGGUGCACCCUUGCAAACUAACAGAGGCGCCAUCGUUAACACCAAAGCAGGCUCUGUGUCCCUUUCGGAUCGUUCCCUUUCCCCCAUUGUCUGCGUAUGGCCAUGGAUGUACAAUAACUAAGAACAGAGAAUAUGCUUUCUCUCCAUGUAUCCAACUGACUAAUAUCUUCUCUAAUCAUGCGAUCUUAUUCUUGUUGUUCAUCCAUUAAUUUCCCGCGAUCAGGGCUUCUAAACCCCCUAAUUCGAUCUCCACAACCAGGCAUUCACUGCGUUCCAUUUAAUUCUCAUUUUCCUUACCGUUUGUACUUCAAGCUAUCGGGAUCGAGAAUCCAGAAAUAUGGGCAUUCUUCUACAAGGCACAGACUUGUAGUUGCAGUCAUGGAUUGGGAUUCUAGUUUUUCACUAGAUGAUAGAGUUGACAGUGAUGGGUCUGUCGGGUACAGCUUUUCAUCAAGUGAAGGUGAAGAAAGUGAUGGAGAUAUCAUAUUGAAUCCAAUCACUGAUGUUGAUAUUCCAACAUCAAGGGAUCAGUUUCAUCAAUCUGAUGAUGCUUUAACAGUAACUGCUCAGAAGCUGACAAUGAUGGGUAGAUCUCAAAGGAGAAGCAGGAUUAAAUAUGGAAUUUUCAUCAACAUAGGCCUUGUUACUUUUUUGACAGUACUUCUACUACUUUUGGAUUCGCAUGCAUGGCGCAUAGUGAGACUUCCUUUACCACCAUUUCACUUGAUAUGCCCUUUUACAGCCUCCGCAGUUUUGGUGUCUUGUGCCGGCUAUAUUUGUGUUCCUUUAUUUCGUAUUUCAAGGAUGCAACAGAUUAUCAGCAAAUGGCCUGCUAGGCACUCCUCCAAGAAGGGAACAGCCACAAUGGGUGGAUUGUUUCUUAUACCUAUUGGUGUAGUUGUUGCUGAAGUAUUAGUUGGUUUUUCUUCUAUAGAAGUUUCAGGAGCCUGUGCAGCAACUAUAGCAUUUGCCACAAUUGGACUAAUGGAUGACUUUUUAAGACUGGUGAAAAGGAGGAAGAAUGGCUUAUAUCCGUGGAUAAGAAUUCUGUUGGAGGUAGCUGUUGGAACAUGGUUCUAUUUUUGGUUAUGUACCAGGAAUAUAUCAUCACCGUACAGCAUCAAAAUGGUGGUGCCUCUACCUCUACCGCUGGGCCUCGUCUGCAUGGGUGGUUCUUAUUUAUUAUUAACUUCAUUCUGUUUCGUGUCGAUGGCAAAUGGGGUGGAGUUGACUGAUGGUCUUGAUGGAUUAGCUGGAGGAACUGCUGCCCUUUCAUUUAUAGGAAUGUCCAUUGCAGUUCUUCCAAUAUGUUCAGAUCUUUCCGUCUUUGGAGCAUCAAUGGCAGGAGCUUGUGUUGGUUUCCUUUUUCAUAACCGGCACAAGGCUUCUGUGUUUAUGGGUGAUACUGGAACUUUGGCAUUGGGUGGAGCCCUGGCUGCAAUGGCUGCUUGUACAGGAAUGUUCUUUCCGUUGCUUAUAACAUCUGGAGUCAUUGUGUUGGAAGUCCUAUCUGUUAUAUUGCAGGUAUCGUACUUCAACACGACAAAACAUGUGCACGGAAUUGGGCGACGUUUGUUCCGGAUGGUUCCAUUGCAUUACCAUCUUGAAUCAUGUGGGGUGAAGGAACCUGUGAUUGUUGCAGGUGCAUAUGUUGUUUCAUCUAUAUUGAUGCUAUAUGCAGCAUACGUGGGUCUCAUUUCAGUAUAAUUAAUAGCUUAAUGUAACUUCAUUUAUAUCUUUAUUUGUCACAUUUAUACACCAUCAUAAGUUAUAGUUAUCAUGUACACAGUAGUAGCUUGUAUCUUGUCCAAUUUGUAGUGUAACUUGGUUGAUGGGGCCUCAAUUAAGUAAAGUUUUAAGGGGUGGAAUGGAAAUAGAAAUCAUUAACAAUCUCUGGUUUGAUGCAAUGGAAUAAGUCAAUAUUGUUCCUCUAACAAAGUGGAGGGAUGGAACUCAUUUCCAUUUCCAUUUUCAUUUUCAUUUUCAUUUUCAUUUGUGGGUCAUUGCCUCAGCAGCACUUGAAAUACUGGCAAAAUUUAGCGUGUUUGGUAAGCAGAUCGGGUGAGACAGGACGGAACAAAAGAAAAGUCUCAUGUUUGGUAUGUCAUGGGACAAAAAUAGAAGGGACACAAAAACGAGUUUUCAUGAGAGAAAACUUGAAAAAGUUUGUUCCAUUAAAAAAAGUGGAAGAAUAUGGGACUAAUUUUAACAAGAUUACAAUAUUACCCUUGCUUCAAAAUCUGAAGACUAAACCAAAAACCAAAAACGUAUCCAACCUAAAUUGUCACCUCCAUCCUUGUUCCAGAAUAUCGACCCUAGCAUCUCGUUCA
Messenger RNA from Cynara cardunculus var. scolymus (artichoke), 2341 nucleotides. RefSeq names its product phospho-N-acetylmuramoyl-pentapeptide-transferase homolog. Gene Ontology annotation, molecular function: phospho-N-acetylmuramoyl-pentapeptide-transferase activity. The record is from RefSeq and is a predicted model, not a curated record. Lineage: Eukaryota; Viridiplantae; Streptophyta; Magnoliopsida; Asterales; Asteraceae. Gene Ontology annotation, cellular component: membrane. Bases 189 to 1718 code for a protein of 509 amino acids. Gene Ontology annotation, biological process: cell wall macromolecule biosynthetic process; cell wall organization. The transcript has 8 exons.